UUAUUUUGACGAUUACUACCAUACUGCUAGUGGCACAUGUUCAAGACCAAGCGCCAAGAUAAAUCUUGUUUUUUUUUUUUGCUUCGAGUACUAGUAAAGCAAAAUCGGUGUAAAGAUCAGCAAAGAUCCUGUGACUACGAUUUCUUUCGGCUCUAAAGUCACAGGAAACUUAGCUCCCUCAAAGAGCUCUCGGGGAAAGACAAAUAGCCACGGGUUACUGUCUCGUCUCAAGCUAGCUAAGAAGUCAAUUAAAGUAUUUCCACUGGAAGCAGGCAAGCAAAAGAGAGAACACAAGCAAGACUGGAGGAAGACGAUGUCGGAGGAGCUUGCAGAAACAGACAGUGUGGAUUAUAUGGAAACAGAUCUCAGCCCAAGCAGAAAUGGAGAAGAUACACCAUCUCCUCAGUUUAAUGAGGACAGUCCUAAGGUAGGUAGCGAAGUGGAGGGAUCCCCUGAGCCAGAGCAGGGAGACGGAGACCAAGGAAGGCCUCCAAACUGUACCGAUAAAGACCAUGACCCAUGUCAAUCCGAGGGUACCUUGGUAAUGACUAUCAGCAACAUCAACAAGCUAUCAGAUCAAUCUUUCAGUGAACCUGUGUUUAUCCGAAAUCUUCCAUGGCGUCUGAUGGUAAUGCCUCGAGAAGUAAAUCAAGACGGAGAGAAAGUCAAGUGUCUUGGGAUCUUUGUCCAGUGCAACCCCAAGUCUCCCGAGUCAAUGAGCUGGAACGUGACUGCUCGUGCCAAGAUCACCAUCGUCAACUGGAAAGAUCCGGAGAACAACCACUCACGAGAAAUUCACCACUGCUUCUGUGCUAGGGAGAAUGACUGGGGGUACAGCAAUUUAAUGGCAAUGAAGGAUGUGCUGGACGAGAGCAAAGGAUUUGUCCUCGACGACCAGGUGUCUCUCCAGGCUAUAGUAGAGGCAGAGGCCCCUCACGGCAUUCACUGGGACUCUCGUAAGCACACUGGCUUUGUUGGUCUCAAGAACCAGGGUGCCACUUGCUACAUGAACUCCCUCCUUCAGACGCUGUACUGCACCAACAAACUGAGAAAGGCUGUGUACCUAAUGCCCACUGACUCGGACGACCCGGUCAAGAGUGUUCCCCUGGCACUGCAGAGGCUCUUUUACGAGCUGCAGCACAACGACAAACCUGUUGGAACAAAGAAACUAACGAAGUCAUUUGGGUGGGAUACUCUAGACAUCUUCAUGCAGCAUGACAUUCAAGAGUUGUCUCGUGUGCUACUGGAUAACAUCGAGAACAAGAUGAAGGGAACCUUGGUAGAGGGCACUAUUCCUGCUCUGUUCGAGGGUCAGAUGGAGUCUUACAUUCGCUGCACCCAGGUAGACUAUGUUUCCUCUCGGUUGGAAACUUUCUUUGACAUUCAACUCAAUGUCAAGGAGAAGAAGAAUGUGAUAGAGUCAUUCCGUGACUACGUUGAGGUGGAGACAAUGGAUGGAGAAAACAAGUACGAUGCUGGAGAACAUGGCUUACAGGAGGCUAAGAAAGGAGUAGUGUUUGUGAAGCUCCCCCCAGUGCUCCACCUCCACCUCAUGAGGUUUCAGUAUGACCCAAUCACUGAUUCUAACAUCAAGCUGAAUGACAGGUAUGAAUUUCCAGUGAACCUUGAUCUUGAGAAGUUCUUGAAGGUGAAGGAGGAUACUCCAGCCCGGUACACACUGCACGCUGUCCUGGUCCACAGUGGGGACAACUAUGGUGGGCACUACGUGGCCUACCUUAAUCCUGGUGGAAAGGGGACGUGGCUCAAAUUUGACGAUGAUGUUGUCUCAACGUGCUCUCGAAAGGACGCCAUUGAGAACAACUUUGGUGGAUCAGAUGAUGCUCUUGGAAUCAGAAACUGCACCAAUGCCUACAUGUUGGUCUACGUUAGAGACAGCUGUCUAGACAAUGUUCUACAAGAAGUGGUGGAGAAAGACAUUUCGGAAUCGCUGAAGAAAAGAUUUGCAGAAGAAAAACUUGCUGAGAUGCAGCGGCGUAAGGAGCGCAGUGAGGCCCAUCUCUACAUGUCAGUGGACGUGUACCUAGAGGAUGAUUUUCAGGGCCACCAGGGAUCUGAUCUUGUUGACAUGGAGGAAGUCAAACCAAAAACUUUCAGAAUUCUCAAAAUCAGCAGUUUCAGUGUCUUUCACCAGUCGCUAGCCAAUACACUGGGUUAUACUCGUGCUCGGAUUCGUGUAUGGCCGUUUGAGAAGAGGAGCAAUGGAACAAUUCGACCAACAUACGUGGAUAAACCAAAUGAUGUCAAGAAAUCAAUCUUCCAACAUGCUGACAUGAAGCCAAAGUGGAGUGUCUUUGUGGAGACUCUCUCUCCUGAGGCGGAACAUCUUGAUGCUUUACCCUCCUAUGAUUGUCGGAAUCAUGUUCUUCUGUUCUACAAGUACUACGACCCCACCAAGGGGAUGCUGAUGUAUAUGGGUCAUAUCAUUGUACCAGUAACCAUCAAAUUUGUUGAUCUUUUCCCACUGUUUUGUGAGAAAGCGUGCAUCCCUGUGAACACACCACUCGCACUCUUUGAGGAAAUAAAGCCAAACCUGGUGGAGAGAAUUGAGCCAGCUCAACCAUUGUGCAGUGAUGAGGAUGUGCGUGAUGGUGACAUACUCUGCUAUCAAAGAGAAGAUUGUAUAGCGAGCAGAUUACCACUUCCAACAGUGGAGGACUACUUCAGAGAUCUCUACAAUCGCAUUGUAGUUACAUUUUACGACAAGGCUAUUCUUAACGACCCAGGGUUUGUACUGACACUGAACCAAAGGAUGGGAUAUCCCGAGCUUGCUGGUGCUGUUGCAAGACAUCUCAAUACUGAUCCACUUUUGCUACAGUUCUUCAGACCUCAACUGACUCAAAGGGCACAGUUCACAGAUGUGGCUAUUCGCUGUGGAGUUGAAGGUUGCCUCAGAGAGAUUGUGCCAGGUCCUAGAAACAGACUAGAGUCUCCUCUAGUUCUGACAUAUCAGAGACUGACGAUUCCUAUUCAUGAGUUUGAGAACAAGAAAUGGUUUCGAUGUGUCUUUGUGAAUUCAAAGCUCCAUGAAGAGAAAGAGUUUACUGUAUACGUGAACAAGACAGGGACAGUUGAAGAGCUUCUAAAUGAAGCCGAGAAAGAGAUUACGUUUAGCAAAGACGGAACCAAGUGUUUGAGAUUGCUAGAAGUGAUGACCAACAGAAUUGUUGACAUCCAUCCACUAGACAAACCUGUCAGUGACUUAGUCUCGCAGAAGAUGUACAGAGUAGAGGAAAUUCCUAAAGAAGAUAUGGAGCUGGAGGACAGCCAGGCAUUGAUACCAGUGGCCCACUUUCACAAAGCUGCGCACAAUGUGUUUGGAGUACCCUUUCUUCUCAAGAUCACUGAUGGUGAGCGCUUAUCAUCGAUCAAGGAAAGGGUGAAGUGUCGUUUAGAUGUUCCUGACAGAGACUUUGAGAAGUGGAAGUUUGCCAUUCUUCAAACAAUAGCUCCGUUUGAUUACCUGUCUGAAGAAGAGGAUGACUCUCUUUUCAUCAUACAAUUCUACAUCAGCAAGUCCAAAGGUAUUUACUUCCCAAGGCUGGGAAUGCCCUGGUUUGGUCUGGACCACAUCAAUAAGAACCCUAAGAGAGUCAGAUACACCUUUGAGAAGGCCAUCAAGAUUCAUAAUUAACUUUAAUACAUGUCAUGCCAAUUACAUCUUUCAGGUAUUAAGUUUGGCUCUUACUUUUUGUAUAAUACAUGUAGUAUACACAUGUGUGCCAUCAUAACUCUGCUGUGUCGUAUCAAGACAAUGCUCAACUUUUGGUCACUUAUUUCACUCUGUGCAUUAAUUGUAAAACCAUGUUGUCCACACAUAACUAAA
Messenger RNA from Halichondria panicea, 3844 nucleotides. RefSeq names its product ubiquitin carboxyl-terminal hydrolase 7-like. Lineage: Eukaryota; Metazoa; Porifera; Demospongiae; Suberitida; Halichondriidae. The record is from RefSeq and is a predicted model, not a curated record. Gene Ontology annotation, biological process: protein deubiquitination; regulation of protein stability. Gene Ontology annotation, molecular function: protein binding; cysteine-type deubiquitinase activity. The coding region runs from base 314 to 3652 and encodes 1112 amino acids. Gene Ontology annotation, cellular component: nucleus; cytosol. The transcript has 39 exons.